AUCAAAAGCUCAGCCUCUGUUUUUCCCGAAUGAUUUAUCAAGAGCGAGUUUGAAGCUAGACUGCAUUUGAACCUGAGUUUAGUUUCGCUCGUAGCGUCUGUCGGACUUUGUGAUGUUUGUUGUAAACAUGUCCGUCGUGUUUUCAGCGCUACUUAACCUUAUUUCAUCUUAACUUUUUUCUUUUUCUUUUUUUUUUCCCAUGUACGCCACAGAGUCUGGCCACGCAGGGAACAAAACUGAGUGAGACCUCCUUCAAGGUUCUUCAUACUUCACUGUGAAAUCUGGAAAACUAUGAGUAAAGAGUCCAGGAUGAAGGCAACGAUAAACCAGAAGCUGACAGAGAUGGGGGAGCGAGAGAGGCUGAAGGAGUUACUGAGGGCUAAGCUCACUGAGUGUGGAUGGAAGGACCAGAUGAAGGCUCACUGCAAAGAGGUAAUCAAAGAAAAAGGCUUGGAGCACGUGACUGUGGAGGACCUGAUGGUAGAGAUCACUCCUAAAGGAAGAGCCUUGGUGCCAGACAGCGUCAAGAAAGAGCUUCUCCACAGAAUACGAGCCUUUUUAGCUCAGCACGCCACCUGAUGUUAGUAUUCCUUUAGACCACUUGCCUAUACUGUCAUGAUUCAGAAGAAAAUUUUUAAAGAAUGAAUGUACUUGAGUUUUAAACGUUUCUAUUUCAUUAUCAUGCAUUUCUGUAACAUACUGACUCACACUUUGCUAUUUGGUUGUGUGUUUUAACUCGUUCUUUUACCACAGUGGUAAAUGCACAGGGUGGCUGCAUUGUUUUAGAAGUGUCCAACAGUAACAUUUGCUAAUAAAAUGCCUUAAAAGAAAGCA
Messenger RNA from Acanthopagrus latus (yellowfin seabream), 834 nucleotides. It is a transcript of the gene eny2, whose product is annotated as ENY2 transcription and export complex 2 subunit. Gene Ontology annotation, biological process: positive regulation of DNA-templated transcription; poly(A)+ mRNA export from nucleus; regulation of transcription by RNA polymerase II. NCBI's taxonomy places the organism in Eukaryota, Metazoa, Chordata, Actinopteri, Spariformes, Sparidae. The transcript is spliced from 5 exons. Gene Ontology annotation, molecular function: transcription coactivator activity; chromatin binding. The record is from RefSeq and is a predicted model, not a curated record. Gene Ontology annotation, cellular component: nuclear pore; SAGA complex; DUBm complex. The coding region runs from base 292 to 579 and encodes 95 amino acids.